Molecule: messenger RNA, 1910 nt
Organism: Bradysia coprophila
Lineage: Eukaryota; Metazoa; Arthropoda; Insecta; Diptera; Sciaridae
Gene: Elp3
Product: elongator complex protein 3
Biological process (GO): tRNA wobble base 5-methoxycarbonylmethyl-2-thiouridinylation
Cellular component (GO): cytoplasm; elongator holoenzyme complex; nucleus
Molecular function (GO): iron-sulfur cluster binding; acyltransferase activity, transferring groups other than amino-acyl groups
Source: RefSeq, a predicted model, not a curated record
GUGACAGUUCUCGUUUGACGUUUAAAUUUUUGACAUUUUCUGUCAGUUGUUCAUAAUAUACUGUUCCGUGAACAGCGUGAAUCCGACGAAAUAGAUUUCAGAUUGUGCGUGUGUUCUGUCACGAAUAUUCCAUACGUAAAUUGACGAUGGGAAAAAAGAAAUUGGGAAUCGGCUUAAGUCGUGACGAACGAAUGCUUAUUGUUAUCGGUGAAAUCAUCCAGGAACUACUGGUUGCUCACGAGAAACGCAAAGACGUCGACCUAAAUCGUAUGAAAUCUCGUUUAUCGUCCAAAUAUGGCCUCGAAUCGUCACCGCGACUUGUCGACAUCAUAGCCGCUGUACCACAAGAUGCUAAGAAAAUUCUAUUACCAAAACUCAAGGCGAAACCGAUUCGGACGGCGAGUGGGAUAGCAGUUGUUGCCCUGAUGUGUAAACCGCAUCGUUGCCCGCACAUCAGCAUGACCGGAAAUAUUUGUGUUUAUUGCCCGGGUGGUCCAGACAGUGAUUUCGAAUAUUCCACACAAAGCUACACCGGCUACGAACCGACAAGCAUGAGAGCCAUUAGGGCACGGUACAAUCCAUUUUUACAAACAAGACAUCGUGUGGAACAGCUAAAGCAACUGGGACACUCUGUGGAUAAGGUCGAAUUCAUUGUCAUGGGCGGAACCUUCAUGUCAUUGCCGGAGGACUAUCGAGAUUAUUUCAUUAGGAAUAUGCACGAUGCACUGUCUGGCCACCAGAGUUCAAGUGUUGCUGAAGCAGUCAAAUACUCGGAAAAAUCUCGAACAAAAUGCAUCGGAAUCACGAUUGAAACACGACCGGAUUACUGCUUGAAACGACACAUUUCCGAUAUGUUGUCGUACGGAUGUACUCGAUUGGAAGUGGGCGUUCAGUCGGUCUAUGAGGAUGUGGCACGGGAUACGAAUCGAGGACAUACAGUGCGAGCUGUGUGUGAAAGUUUUCACUUUUCGAAAGAUGCCGGAUUUAAAAUCGUCGCCCACAUGAUGCCCGAUCUGCCGAAUGUGGACUUUGAGCGGGAUAUCGAGCAAUUCAUUGAAUACUUUGAGAAUCCGGCCUUCCGUUCAGAUGGUCUGAAGAUUUAUCCAACAUUGGUCAUCAGAGGAACCGGAUUGUACGAACUAUGGAAGACUGGCCGAUACAAAAGCUAUCCACCAUCGAUGCUAGUCGAUCUAGUGGCCCGAAUUUUGGCAUUGGUGCCGCCGUGGACUCGUGUCUAUCGCGUUCAACGAGACAUACCAAUGCCGCUGGUCAGUUCCGGUGUGGAACACGGAAAUCUGCGUGAACUGGCUUUGGCACGCAUGAAAGACUUGGGAACAGAAUGCCGUGACGUUCGAACGCGUGAGGUGGGCAUACAGGAAAUACACAACAAGGUUCGACCGUACGAAAUUGAACUGAUCCGUCGUGAUUAUGUGGCCAAUGGUGGCUGGGAAACGUUCCUUUCGUAUGAGGAUCCGGAGCAGGACAUUUUGGUCGGUUUGUUGAGAUUGCGGAAAUGUUCGUCGGAAACGUUUCGGCCGGAGUUGAAGGGCGCAUGUUCUAUCGUACGAGAAUUACAUGUUUAUGGAUCGGUGGUGCCAGUCAAUGCACGAGAUCCGACUAAGUUUCAGCAUCAGGGCUUCGGCAUGUUGUUAAUGGAAGAAGCGGAACGGAUAUCGCGUGAAGAGCACGGCAGCACAAAAUUGGCUGUAAUCUCAGGUGUGGGAACACGAAAUUAUUACGCCAAAAUGGGAUACACAUUGGACGGACCAUACAUGUCUAAGAUGCUGGCGUAGCGAUAGGGAAUACAAACUGAAACACGGCAACCGCAUAUGUCCAUUUGCUUGAUAUAUAUUUCAUUCAUCAUCGGUGAUGUCCAGUCAUUCAUUCAAUAUACAAAUUCUACUUAAAAA